Molecule: messenger RNA, 2107 nt
Organism: Daldinia caldariorum
Lineage: Eukaryota; Fungi; Ascomycota; Sordariomycetes; Xylariales; Hypoxylaceae
Exons: 3
Coding region: 146-1960 (604 amino acids)
Source: RefSeq, a predicted model, not a curated record
GGAACUAACGUUAGGAACCAGUAUUUUAAGGAACCAAUGCCUUGAUCGUACCGUUAGAUACUACCCAAACUACUACUACGGAAUACGAUAAUCGUUAGUUGUACAUCGGUACAAUACAGUGGUACUAUUAUAGUACCUAUGUGACAUGCACCCGUCCGCUAACUCGGCUUUCUCCUCCUCCACUUUCGUCAACACUGACGCCAACGCCAACGCCGACACCACCACCACUACUACUACUAGUACCACCUCUACCACUACCACCAGCCAUCAUAGAGCUUCCUCCACUACCGACUCCGCCCUACCUAGUAGUAACGUCGGAAGUCCUUCCGAAAUUAGUCGGAACGAAUCCGAAGUCUUCGGCCUUCCCCACCAACCCGGCCAUAAACACGGCCCCUCCCAGGAGAAUAGCCAGUCAUCCGAUUCCGGGAAUAACUCGACCCAGGCGGGCCGCAAUCAUGUCUCAGGUCAUCUCGAAGAUCAGCGGACUAAAAAACGCCGAACUGGUCCCAGUCCGAGGGGUGUAGCAAACUUAACACCCGAACAGCUAGCCAAGAAGAGAGCAAAUGACCGUGAGGCACAACGGGCCAUUCGCGAACGCACUAAAAAUCAGAUCGAGACCCUUGAGAGGCGAAUACGCGAGCUAACCUCCCAAAAGCCCUAUCAAGAGCUUCAGGCCGCUAUACGGGCUAAAGAGGCUGUUGAGGCCGAAAACGCCGAAAUUAAAAGCCGGCUGGCCUCUGUCUUAUCCCUAAUACAACCUAUUUUAUCUAACCAGCAAGUCGAAGGGGCCUACGCAUCUCCUAUCUCUCCUAUCCCCUCAAGUCAAACUGCGCAGUGUUCGCCCUCCAUCUCUCAUAGUUGCAAUGAUUCGACACCCAUCAGCGCUGCUUCCCCUUCUGUGGCGGACUCAUCAUCACAGACACAGUCGCAGCUUCAUCCGAGCCCAUAUUCUACCCAGGUCAUGCUAAAUCAGCAACGCCAUGAUCUAUUUCAUAACUUGGAUCUCGGCGCUGGCGAACAGCUGAAGCUUGAUUUUCUUCUUGACCCUUCGCACCGCGUGAAUCGGAUGCCGACUGGCAUCAACGAGCCACAAGGCACAGCUGAAUAUCAGCAUCUUCAUACGAAUCAUGGCUGGAAUUUCGGUUUACUCCCUCGGGAUCAUUCGGCGGUUAACAGCGGACCGCAUCGACAGCAACAGCAUCGCAUAGAGUACGCCCCACGGAACGUAUUCCAGCCAGUCGAGACGUCUUGGAUUGGAAACUCGGCUCCUAUCAAGAAUGGACCCCCAACGUGUCCUCUGGAUAGCCUUCUUCUUGAGUUUCUCCAGGAGAGACGUCAGCGAGCCGCCGAGGGUGUUCCCACGCGAGAUAUAGUUGGUCCCAAGUAUCCCUCCGUCUCAUCGCUGCUCAACCCAGCGAACAGUGUCUUCUCUCAUCCGCUCUCUAAAGUCUUUACUGACAUAUUGGCCGCCUUUCCCGGGAUAAGCGGGCUCCCGGAACGUAUAGCUGUACUGUAUUACAUGUUUCUUGUAAUGCGGUGGCAAGUCAGCCCUACGCAAGAGAACUACAACCUCUUGCCUCAUUUCGCACUCCCUACACCCGCACAACUACACAUCGCCCACCCAGCAUGGAUAGACCAUCUCCCUUUCCCACACAUGCGGGAGAAGCUCGCGAAGGAGUAUAAUCCUACCGACUUCUUGUUCGACAACUUCUUCAUCCCAUUCACAACUACCAUAUCUCUUAAUUGGCCUUACGAACCUACGGACACGUUGCUCCAAAGCCCAGACGGGAACGAACUACUUAUCAACCCCGUAUACGAACGUCACCUGAGAAGGUUCGAGAACUGGACUCUAGGCGAAGCUUUCGAUAAAGCAUUCCCCCUUCUCAGGGGUACGUACAAUCUCAAAAGAAGUAGCCCCCCUGCUAGGAAUAUGGCCGAUGGCCAAUUUAGCGGCGGGUAACUUUACACAUAUCUAUAAGAAAUAUAAGAACACCAGGAUGAAUAUAGUCACGCUAUAGUAUACGCAACAUAUAUACAAGAGGGGAUUCGUACAUAAUCCUCACCCCCAAGAGGAUAAUUGCGCCUAGCAGCUGGACCUUCCUAUUCC